Molecule: messenger RNA, 1197 nt
Organism: Talaromyces stipitatus ATCC 10500
Lineage: Eukaryota; Fungi; Ascomycota; Eurotiomycetes; Eurotiales; Trichocomaceae
Exons: 3
Coding region: 1-1197 (398 amino acids)
Source: RefSeq, a predicted model, not a curated record
AUGCGUGCUACUUAUUCCAUAUUUAUCGCUCUCAGUGCGAUUAGUAUUCCGCUGUUAUGGUUUCCUAUGCUCCUAAACGGCACUCUUGACGAUAUAUCCGAGGCAAUAGAGAACAAUGUCCUUCCAGAUGGCACUCCGCUAAAAACAAAGUAUUCUGGAGUAUCAUUUUUUGACAAUAUUCUUUCCAUAUUGGUGGCUUUUUUUUACGCCCUCGCAAAUGGCUCGUAUCUAGGAGCCAGGUUGAUGUUGGCGGACUUGGGUGCGACUCUGCACGUCGCGUUGGGUUGGAUGGUGGUCGAAAGUAUCAGGAACGGUAAAAAGCCGUGGUAUUUGAGCUUACCGGGCCUUCUGGGAGUUUUAUGGAACGUAGCAGGGGCGGGUAUUGUCCUUCCGCUUUAUUGCUUGAUCCAUAUACAAACUCCUAUGAAUGACUAUAAAAUUUCUGUUUCCCAUUCAAUAUCUUUGAUACCAGCUAUGUUGGUCUCAUCGAUUCCAUUUUGCCUAAUGAUUAUUCCUCCCAAAGACGGAAACUACUCUGCCGACCAGCAUCAAAAUACUAUUGCUGUAUUUCAAUUUGCACCACUCAUCUGGAUGGCGGGACAAUACACAUUUUCGUUCCUGCUAUCGCCAUUCAGUAAAUUGGCAAAAUUGGGCCUUCAGAAUCGAUCAAGGACAGAAAUAUCACAUGCAAGGCCACGAAGAAGUGAGAUAUACAUUCAAGCCGCUCAGCUCUUCUUCGCCAUCUAUUCCGCACUCGUACAUUUAUUAUGCGUGUCUAUCUCAUUUUUCUCCUCCGAUCCUUCUGUGACAAUCCUUCGUGUCUUUAUACCCAACCCGAUCGGUGUCAACCGCGAAUCGCCGCAACGUCUCACGCAAGCUGCAAUCCUGUUCUUGCAGUAUGACUGGUUGGUUAUUUGCUUAACAGCCGUUCUUUAUUCCUAUCUCUUGCUUGAACCAGAGAUUUUAAGUACAUCUAAGCAAGCUCGGUGGAAGUCGACAAAAAGCCUUUUGGUCCGGCUUCUCACAUUUCUUCCGAUUUCGAAUUCUCUCUCCAGCAUUAUCGGCUUAGUGGCUUUCACAAUCCUCUUAGGACCAAGCACUGUUGUUAGUCUGGCUUUAUGGCAAUGCGAGGGACGACUUUUUCCUGGUCCUGGCGUUGUUGAACCUGAAGGUCGGUCUAUAAUAAAGCGCGACUGA